Molecule: messenger RNA, 1911 nt
Organism: Uncinocarpus reesii 1704
Lineage: Eukaryota; Fungi; Ascomycota; Eurotiomycetes; Onygenales; Onygenaceae
Exons: 6
Coding region: 1-1911 (636 amino acids)
Molecular function (GO): FMN binding; oxidoreductase activity
Source: RefSeq, a predicted model, not a curated record
AUGGCUGCUCCGCAAAAGGUCAUCGUCGUCGGCGGUGGAUUGUCCGGCCUGAGUGCUGCCCACACAGUCUACCUAAACGGCGGCAACGUAUUAGUUCUUGACAAGCAGAGUUUCUUCGGUGGCAACUCCACGAAAGCGACAUCCGGAAUCAACGGUGCCCUUACGAGAACACAAGUCGAACUGGGCAUUGGCGAUAGCGUAAAACAAUUCUACGAAGAUACCCUGAAAUCUGCCAGAGACAAGGCUCGCCCCGACCUAAUCAAAGUUCUCACAUACAAGUCCGCUUCGGCUGUUGAAUGGCUUCAAGAUGUUUUUGAUCUCGACUUAACCCUUGUUUCCCGUCUUGGCGGUCACUCGUUCCCUCGUACUCACCGUGGCCACGAUGCCAAAUUCCCGGGGAUGGCAAUCACAUAUGCCCUUAUGCAAAAGUUGGAAGAGCUUACAGAAAAGGAGCCAAACCGUGUGCAAGUGUUGAAGAAGGCCAGAGUGACUGGAAUUAACCGAGAGGGUAACAAGGUCACUGGCGUUACCUACGAAUACAAUGGUGAAAUGCACAGCGCCGAUGGUGUUGUUGUGUUGGCCACCGGUGGGUAUGCCGCAGACUUCACGGAAAAUUCUCUUUUGAAGAAAUGGCGUCCGGACACUUUCAACCUCUCCAGCACAAACGGUGUUCAUGCCACUGGUGACGGACAAAAGAUGUUGAUGGCCAUCGGCGCCAAUGACAUCGAUAUGGACAAAGUUCAGGUUCACCCAACUGGUCUCGUCGAUCCCAAAGAUCCUACUUCCAAAUGGAAGUUCUUAGCUGCUGAAGCUCUUCGUGGUGAGGGUGGUCUUCUCCUCAACAAGGAUGGUCAGCGAUUCGCCGACGAGCUUGGUCACCGUGAUUAUGUCUCUGGAGAGAUGUGGAAGGAGAAGGAGAAGGGCAAAUGGCCCAUCAGGCUUGUGCUCAAUAGCAAAGCUUCCAAUGUCUUGGACUUCCAUACCCGCCAUUAUUCUGGCCGCGGUUUGAUGAAGAAGAUGACCGGGAAGGAACUUGCCCAAGAGAUCGGCUGUGGUGAAGCCGCGUUGAAGAAGACCUUUGAUGACUACAACCAGAUUGCGGACGGCAAGAAGAAGGAUCCUUUCGGCAAGAAAUAUUUCCAUAACUUGCCGUUCUCCACCGACGACACAUUCCACGUUGCCGUGAUGGAGCCUGUUCUUCAUUUCACCAUGGGCGGUAUCGAGAUCAAUGACAAGGCUCAAGUUCUGAACAAGGAGGGCAAGCCUUUCGAUGGCUUGUUUGUCUGUGGUGAGCUUGCAGGUGGCGUCCAUGGCUCUAACCGUCUCGGUGGCUCUUCUCUACUCGGCUGUGUCGUUUAUGGUCGCGUUGCUGGUGACUCUGCUAGCGAGUAUCUCUUCCAACAAGUGCUUUCGAACCCUAGCGCAACCGCACAGAACCGAUUGAACCAAAUUUCUCUUCACAUUGACCCUUCGCAGCCCGGCAAGAUCUCGGUUGAAUGGACCGCUCCGGGUGAAAACAAGGGCCAAGCACAAAUCUCGGCCCCCAAGGCCGAUACUUCCGCAACCCCAGCGCCUGCCCCAGCAUCCACGCCCGCCGCCGCUGCAGCCGUCCCAGGCGCUCCAGCCGCAGACGUGUCGGACUUCAAAGUUCCAGAGAAAGAAUUUACGAUGGAAGAAGUUGCCAAGCACAACAAGAAAGAUGAUCUGUGGAUUGUCGUCAAGGGCGUCGUAAUGGAUGUCACCAACUGGCUUGAUGAGCAUCCUGGUGGUGCCCAGGCCUUGUUUAGCCACAUGGGUAGAGAUGCUACGGAAGAAUUCGAGAUGCUCCACGACGACGAAGUCAUUCCCAAGUAUGCUUCUCAAAUCGUUAUCGGACGUGUCAAGGGACAGACCCCAAGCCUAAAGUUCUAG